CGUUUUUAUAUAGCCAAAAUAGUGCAGAGUCCGAAACCCGAAUCCCGAGUCCCGAUCUAGCAUAGCAUAUAAAUAUAAUCAUUAAAUAAGUAAUACGCAGAACAUAUUGUAUUGUUUGCAUAUGUUUUGAAGUUAGUCAAAGUGUUAAGUUAAAUAUUUUCCAGUCAUAUCCAGCACACUUUGCUUCCGUAUAGAAAGUUGAUAUUAUACAAAAUAAUAUAAUAAUAAUAAUAAUAAAAGUGUUGAGAGAUGAGCCAUCUUUUAUUCCAAAAUCAAGAUUCAGCCAUUGAUGCAUCUUCUGCUUCUGUCUAUGACAAUGACGAUGAUGACUCAUCAACCAUUAAAAACUUUAACAAUAAUCAAGAAAAUCAGGAAGAUUUCAGUGACUAUCAAACUGAAUCAGAUUUUACUGGUCAUGAUCAUCCCAUAGAUUUACAAAGAUUACAUGAUUUAAUUGAUGAUGAAAAUGAUAUAAAUCAAGAUGAAUUAACUGAUAUGGAAAAUCCUGAUCAAUCAUUACCUGAACAUGCAUGUGCAUACUGUGGAAUUCAUAAUAUUGAAUCAGUUGUUAAAUGUCAUACUUGUAAUAAAUGGUUUUGUAAUGAUAAAUCAGAUUCAGGAGGUUCUCAUAUUGUUACUCAUUUAGUUUUAUCAAGACAUAAUCAAAUAUCUCUUCAUGAAGAUUCAGAUUUAGGAGAUUCAGUAUUAGAAUGUUAUAAUUGUGGAAAUAAAAAUGUAUUUAUUUUGGGAUUUGUAAGUGCCAAACAAGAAUCAGUAGUGGUAAUUCUUUGUCGUAUACCCUGUGCUCAAAUGAAAGAUGUAAGUUGGGAUACUUCUCAAUGGCAAUCAUUAAUAGAAGAUCGUCAAUUAUUAUCAUGGGUAGCAGCUCAUCCAACUGAACAUGAUAAAGUUGGAGCUAGAUUAGUUACUAGUGAACAAAUUACAAAAUUAGAAGCUCAAUGGAGAUUGAAUAGACAUGCUACUAUUUCCGAUAUAACAGAAGUAGAUGAUGCUCAAGAAGAUAUUUUACCAAUAUUAAUGAGAUAUAAUGAUGCAUUCCAAUAUCAACAAUCAUUUGCUCCAUUAGUUCAACUUGAAGCUGAUUAUGAUAAAAAUUUAAAAGAAUCUCAAGCUUUAGAACAUAUUCAAGUUAAAUGGGCAAUUGGAUUAAAUGAUCGUCAUUUAGCUUCAUUUACUCUUUCAACAUUUGAUACAAAUGAAUUAAAAGUUGCUGUGGGUGAUGAAAUUAUUUUACGGUAUUCAGGUUUAAAUAAUGAACCUUGGGAAGGUAAUGGUUAUAUCAUACGAUUACCAAGUUCUCAUCAAGAAGAAUUUACUCUUGAAUUAAUUCCAAAUCGUACAACCCCUCCAACAACUUUAACUACUGAUUUCACAGCUGAAUUUGUUUGGAAGGGUACAUCUUAUGAUAGAAUGCAAAAUGCUAUGAAAUGUUUUGCCGUUGAUGAAGCAUCUGUUUCUGGUUAUAUAUAUCAUAAAUUAUUAGGUCAUGCUGUUGCACCAGUUGAGUUUGAUAUUGCUUUACCAAAGAGAUUAAGUCAUCCUAAUUUAACCGAAUUGAAUUUUUCUCAAACCAAUGCUGUAAGAGCUGUAUUACAACGUCCAUUAUCAUUAAUUCAAGGUCCUCCAGGUACUGGUAAAACUGUUACUUCAGCCACAAUUAUUUAUCAUUUAUCAAAAUUAAAUAAAGAAAAAAUAUUGGUAUGUGCACCUUCUAAUGUUGCAGUCGAUCAUUUGGCUGCAAAAUUAGAUUCAUUAGGUUUAAAAGUUGUUAGAUUAACUGCCAAAUCUCGUGAAGAUGUUGAAAGUUCAAUUAGUCAUUUAUCAUUACAUAAUAUUGUUAAUGAUACUGCUAGAGGUGAAUUAAAGAAAUUAUUAAGAUUAAGAAAUGAAAUUGGUGAAUUAUCUGGUGCAGAUUCCAGAACAUUAAUUAAAUCCAUUAGAAAUGCAGAAUCUAAAAUUUUAAACAAAUGUGAUGUUGUUUGUUGUACAUGUAUUGGAGCCGGUGAUAAACGUUUAUCACAAUUUAAAUUCAGAACUGUAUUAAUUGAUGAAAGUACUCAAGCUUCUGAACCAGAAGUUUUAAUUCCUAUUGUAAAAGGUGCUAAACAAGUUAUUUUGGUUGGUGAUCAUCAACAAUUGGGACCUGUAAUUUUAGAUAAAAGAGCUGCUCAAGCUGGUUUACGUCAAUCAUUGUUUGAAAGAUUAGUAUUAUUAGGUCAUGUUCCAAUUAGAUUGGAAGUUCAAUAUAGAAUGCAUCCAGGAUUAUCUGAAUUUCCUUCCAAUAUGUUUUAUGAAGGUUCUUUACAAAAUGGGGUUACUGCUGAUGAUAGAAGAAUUAUUAAUUCAACAUUCCCUUGGCCAGUGGUUGAAACUCCAAUGAUGUUUUGGGCUAAUUAUGGUCGUGAAGAAAUUGGUGUAAGUGGAAGUUCAUAUUUAAAUCGAGUCGAAGCUAUGAAUGUUGAAAAGAUUAUUACUCGAUUAUUUAAAGAUGGAGUUUCACCCGAUCAAAUUGGAGUUAUUACACCUUAUGAAGGUCAAAGAGCAUAUAUUGUACAAUAUAUGUUAAUGAAUAGUACUUUAAUUGAUAAAAAGAAGGAAUAUCUGGAAGUUGAAGUAACCAGUGUUGAUGCAUUUCAAGGUCGUGAAAAGGAUUUUAUUAUUUUAAGUUGUGUUCGUGGGAAUCAAGCUCAACAAAUUGGGUUUUUGAGAGAUCCAAGAAGAUUGAAUGUUGCCUUAACAAGAGCUAAAUAUGGUUUAAUUAUUUUAGGUAAUCCUAGAACUUUAAGUCGUAAUCUGUUGUGGAACUUUUUAUUAAUUCAUUUUAGAGAACGUGGAACUUUAGUUGAAGGUCCAUUAGAUAAUUUGCAAAUGUCAAUGGUUCAAUUGAGUGGUGGAACUGAAGGUAAAUUUAGUGGAUCUGGCAAUAAUAAAUCCCUUAAUGGUAAACCAGAAUCCUAUAAACCAUUUGCUGCUCCAUCCACUAUUGGUGGAAUUUCAACUGAUUUUGAUAGUGCAAGUAUAUUAUCUUAUGAGCCAGGUUCAACCAUUGCAGGUAAUCGAACUCAAGAACACCUUGAUGAAGGAGGUCAAUGGCCCAGAUUAGGUAAAGUAGGUGAUGAACAUAAUAAUACGUAUGAUGAAAAUAAUUUCUCAAUCACGUCGAACUUCUUCCAAAAGUUACAACAAAAUAAUAAUAAUAAUAGUAAUAAUAAUAAUAAUAAUAACAGCAACAACAACAACGGUUCUUCAUCUCAACGCAGUGGACAUUUAGAUCAGAAGAGAAUUGAAGAUGAUAUUAAAAGUGUUACUACAUCCUUCAUUAAUGGGUUGUUUUUAUGAUAUGGGUAGCCUUCUUUUUCUCAUAAUUAAUAUAAGAGUUAUUAAAUUAAACUAAAUGAUUUGU
This is a messenger RNA of Scheffersomyces amazonensis, 3424 nucleotides long. It is a transcript of the gene NAM7, whose product is annotated as ATP-dependent RNA helicase. Gene Ontology annotation, biological process: nuclear-transcribed mRNA catabolic process, nonsense-mediated decay. The record is from RefSeq and is a predicted model, not a curated record. The transcript has a single exon. Gene Ontology annotation, molecular function: DNA binding; RNA helicase activity; RNA binding. Bases 250 to 3360 code for a protein of 1036 amino acids. Lineage: Eukaryota; Fungi; Ascomycota; Pichiomycetes; Serinales; Debaryomycetaceae. Gene Ontology annotation, cellular component: cytoplasm.